Messenger RNA from Ornithodoros turicata, 2524 nucleotides. It is a transcript of the gene Ssdp, whose product is annotated as single-stranded DNA-binding protein 3-like. The coding region runs from base 144 to 1583 and encodes 479 amino acids. Gene Ontology annotation, molecular function: protein binding; single-stranded DNA binding. Lineage: Eukaryota; Metazoa; Arthropoda; Arachnida; Ixodida; Argasidae. The record is from RefSeq and is a predicted model, not a curated record. Gene Ontology annotation, biological process: positive regulation of transcription by RNA polymerase II. Gene Ontology annotation, cellular component: nucleus. The transcript is spliced from 19 exons.
UGCCCAGAGGGAGCUGCGUUGCAUGUUGGGGGGUGAGCCCAAUCACAGGGCAGUCUUUGACAGAUCAAUUGAUGUUUCUAUGGUAACAUGGUCGGUGUCGUUGUGAAUGUCUUGACAGGUGUGUGACUGUUGAAAUUCACAGUAUGUACGCAAAAGGAAAAGGUUCAACAGUACCCUCCGAUGCUCAAGCACGAGAAAAGUUAGCGUUAUAUGUGUACGAAUACCUGCUACACGUCGGAGCACAAAAGGCUGCACAAACAUUCCUGUCUGAGAUCCGGUGGGAGAAAAAUAUCACCCUAGGGGAGCCUCCAGGCUUUUUACACUCUUGGUGGUGUGUGUUUUGGGACCUGUACAGCGCCGCUCCCGAGAGGAGAGACACCUGCGAGCAUUCGAGUGAAGCCAAGGCCUUUCAUGACUAUGGCUUCGUCAAUUCUGGUUACGCAGUCAAUGGCAUCGCACAUAACCCAUCUGCUCCCAGCCCCCUGGGCCAAAUGCCCCCGAACGAGGGCAUGCCUGGGGGACCCAUGCCUCCUGGCGGUUUCUUCCCCAACUCCCACUUGAGGCCCUCACCGCCACAGCAGCCCGCGUCGUCCCCCCACCCCCAGCCCCCUCCCCCACACAGUCAGAUGAUGCAGAAUCAGCCCUUCAUGUCCCCAAGGUAUCCAGGAGGACCCCGGCCUGGUGUAAGGAUGCCACAGCAGGUUGACUUCAAUGCACCUGGAGGUGUCCCGGGGCAGCCCAUGAUGCACAACAGUAUGGACCCCACACGACAAGGGGACGGAGGAGAGUUUGUGGGAUGGCAAGGUUGCGCAGGUCCCCCCACGAUGAACCCCAUGAACCCGAGAAUGAACCCUCCCCGUGGCCAACCCUUGGGUCCCAUGAACCCAGGAAGUUAUGGAGGCAUGAGGCCGCCGCCAAACAGUACAAUGGGGCCUGGAGGCCCUAAUAUGCCCCCCAUGUCCAUGCCUGGGCCCGGAGGACGACCGUGGCAGCCCAAUGCGUCAACGAUGAACUACUCGUCUGCAUCACCCGGAAGCCAUUACGGAGGUCCUCCCGUGUCAGGUGCAGGACCUCCGGGGGGUCCAGGCACACCCAUCAUGCCCAGUCCACAAGGUACCCCCGGCCCUUUCUCCCCUGCCAGCCACCGAAUGAAUGCCCCCAACACACGACGAGGUGAUUCCCCACACUCCGUCCCUCCCAAUUCAUCCAACUCUGGUGGGGACGGAAUGUACACAAUGAUGAAGCCAGUUCCCGGAGGAGGCAUGCCCGGGUUUCAGAUGGGACCUGGAGGACCUGAAGGCCCCAUGGGGAGCAUGGGACCUGACAUGGGGCCACCCGUCAUGAAUGGUAGGUCUUCUGGAGGUGAAGGUUUGGAUGGGAUGAAGAACUCACCAGCCAACGGCCCCGGCACGCCCCGGGAAGAUGGGCCCGCGAUGGGCGACUACGGCAUUCCGGGUUAUGGACAGGAAAAUGAUCAGACAGAGUCGGCGGCAAUACUCAAGAUCAAAGAGAGCAUGCAGGAAGAAGCCAAACGGUUUGAGAAGGAUACUCCCGCCGAGCCACCGGACUACUUCAUGCAAUAACUGGGGGUGUGUGUGUGUGCCGACUUGUACAUGCUGUCCAUAUUAACGGGGUGGUGCUCACGUCGAACUUUGACCUGUGUUCAUAUCACGUGACUACACCGUGGGGGCAUCCAUGUUGAGGUUUGUGCAGUGUAGUUCUUGUUCACCGGCAGUUAUACACAUUAUAUAUAUAUAUAUAUAAUAUACAGACACACAGAAACAUAUGAUGUAUAUAUAUGCACGUCGCUCUGUGCAUAUACAUAUUGUGUGUGUGUGUUGGGAUUUGAUUAUGUCAUCGAAAAACCUAUCAAUGUAUGGGGACCAGGGGGAAAGUUUUUGUUGUAGCAUGUUUGUGCAUGCUGGCUGAUAUUAAUACGUCCACGACGGGGGAAACUAGAGGCUGGCGAAGAAAGCCAGCACACCUCUGUGUGGUCACCUUGGUUAAAAAAAAAACAGCAUCUGUGGAAGGACUCUUGUUGCAGGUGUUGUAAAUACAUCUCGUUCCGUAGACAACAGUAUUUAUUGCACACAGAGCACGAACGCGGAGAAAUGUACAUAUGUGUUGCAACCCCUUCCAGAGUGCGGGGAAGUGUGUUUUCGUGCAUUUCACAUGUCUUAAUUUAAGCCUCUCUUUUUUUUUUCCUUUUUUUUUUUAACCGUUGGCGGACAGCCGUACAAUUGGUGCCAUUGGAUGCACAGCUGUCUUCCGGGAAAGGGGGGACACAUUGUGGAGGGAGGUGUUCCCCCCUGUUGUAUCUAAUUCAUUAUGUAACAUAGGCCAUUUGAAUGCAAAAAGGGGACAAACUUUUGUACAUAGCUCUCUUCAGAUACACGUGAGAACGUCCUUACUUCAUGGCGGCAUUUUUUGCUGCCUCCACUGGUGUCUGGCGAGUGUUUGUUUUCUGUACUGGAUGCAUAGACAAACAUUUCAAUUAAACAGAAGCCAUUUCUCAACAGGAAAA